AUGCCAACAGAUCACGAAGAGCCCUGUGGUCCCAGUCACAGGUCAUUUUGCCUAAAUGGCGGGAUGUGUUAUGUGAUACCUACUAUUUCCAGCCCAUUUUGUAGAUGCAUUGAAAGUUAUACAGGAGCUCGUUGUGAAGAGUUUUUUCUCCCAAGCUCCAGCAUCCAGACUAAAAGUGACCUGUUUGCAGCUUUUGUGGCACUGACUGUUCUUCUAGGAACUCUUAUCAUUGGAGCCCUCUACUUCCUUUUCAGGAAGGGCCACCUUCAGAGGGCCAGUUCAGUCCAGUAUGAUAUCAACCUGGCAGAGACAAGCAGUACCAGUGCCCACCACAGUGAGUAA
Molecule: messenger RNA, 342 nt
Organism: Hyaena hyaena (striped hyena)
Lineage: Eukaryota; Metazoa; Chordata; Mammalia; Carnivora; Hyaenidae
Gene: NRG4
Product: neuregulin 4
Exons: 4
Coding region: 1-342 (113 amino acids)
Biological process (GO): animal organ development; nervous system development; intracellular signal transduction
Molecular function (GO): chemorepellent activity
Source: RefSeq, a predicted model, not a curated record